Messenger RNA from Orbicella faveolata, 4437 nucleotides. RefSeq names its product 1-phosphatidylinositol 4,5-bisphosphate phosphodiesterase eta-2-like. Gene Ontology annotation, biological process: release of sequestered calcium ion into cytosol; phosphatidylinositol-mediated signaling; phosphatidylinositol metabolic process. Gene Ontology annotation, molecular function: calcium ion binding; phosphatidylinositol-4,5-bisphosphate phospholipase C activity. Lineage: Eukaryota; Metazoa; Cnidaria; Anthozoa; Scleractinia; Merulinidae. The record is from RefSeq and is a predicted model, not a curated record.
GUGCGGUAGAUAUCUAUCUCUUUAGGCAAUGCACGGGUUAUUGGCUCGUGCCGGUUUCACUUAAGCUGUUUACCAAUCAGGUUAAGUUUCCUCGUAACCUGCAUACAUAAUGCAAAAUGAACCCAGUGUCUAAUCACCUGUUACUUCUGUCACUUUUUUCAUAAUCCUCGCCGGGUGCUUUCCGCCAAAUCACACGCUAGCGUUAGCGAACCUGACGAUGUAGAAAAUCAUGACCACUGUGUCGGACCUAGAACCCGAUAUUUUGAGUCACGGAGCGAAAAUCGCCAGAAAGUCGGUGGAUAAAUGGCGACGAUUAAAACAUCGCCGUGCUGCCAAAUGCGCCGAGAAUCACAAAUUUGCCAACGUUGGAGACUCGCUCGAUGUUAUGCACAAAGGUACGCUGAUAAUCAAACUUCGCAGCUCAUCCAAGAAAUAUUCUAGGAAAUAUUUCCUCGAUCAAGAGGCUGUAAACGUCCGCUGGACUCCGUCCAAGAAAGGAGACCGUGCAAAGAUCCCAAUAACAUCUAUAAGAGAAGUGCGAAUGGGAUAUACCACAGAUGCUUUCACUCAAUGUCCCGAAGUAUACGCAGAGGAUCGAUGUUUUUCUAUCAUUCACGGGGACGACUUUUCGACUUUGGACUUGGUAUUUCCAACUCAGGAAGAGUCUCUUCAUUGGACCGUGGGACUCCGUUACUUAUUGGCUAAAAAUUCAGCUGAGGAUGAACCACUUCGUCGUCAAACCUCGAGGGAUCAAUGGUUAAAGGAAAUGUUUCUCUUAGCUGACAAAAGUGGCGAUGGACUGCUCAGCGUGGAUGAAGUCUUUUCCUUGAUGCACAAACUCAAUGUCAAAAUAACAAACAGGAAAUUAAGAGAAGCUUUUAAGGCUGCCGACACUGAUGAUCAAGACUCUGAGGGUCUGUUGGAUUUUAAUGAAUUUAUCAACUUUUACAAAAGCAUAUCUACAAGGAGAGAACUUUAUCUUCUAUUACUGAAAUAUGGGAAUAGUAAAGAGCACAUGACAGUGGCCGAGCUUAAAAUGUUUCUAAAAACAGAACAGAAGAUGACCGAUGUAACAGUUGAGCACUGCUGUCAAAUCAUCCAAACCUACGAGCCUGUGCAAGAAAACAGAAGUGUCGGCAUUCUUGGAAUUGACGGGUUCACCAGUUAUCUGCUGGGCCCAGAAGGUGACAUGCUUAAUUCACUGCAUUCCAAAGUCAACCAAGAUAUGACGAGACCUUUGUCUCACUAUUUUAUUGCUUCCUCGCAUAACACUUACCUUCUUGGAGAUCAGCUGACAUCAAAUUCAAGUAUGGACAUGUACGUGAGAGUUCUGCAGUCGGGUUGCCGGUGUAUUGAGAUUGAUUGCUGGGACGGAAAAGACGGGGAACCAGUGGUUUAUCAUGGUUACACGAUGACAUCUAAAGUCAAAUUUCGUUACAUCAUUCUCAAUAUCAACGACUUUGCCUUCCUUAACAACAAAUAUCCAGUUAUUCUUUCGCUUGAGAAUCAUUGCAGCGUAAGCCAACAAAAAGUUAUGGCGAAGCUUCUACGAGACAUUUUUAAAGACAAAUUGAUUUAUGAAACAAGUUUUGAUGGAACCGAUUUACCUUCACCGCAGAGUUUGAUGGGUAAAGUUUUAAUUAAGGCCAAAAAAUUGCCAGCGACAUUUGAGGAAGAUUUAAAUGAAGGCGAGGUUACAGAAGAAGAUUCCGCUGACGAGAUGGAGGAAUGCUUUAAGUGCAAAAGUAGUGAGAAUCCACUAGAACAGAAAGCAAAAGAGCGCAAAUGGCGUCGCACCUUGGCUUCCUUACAACGACUCCGUUUAAACAAAGAAGACGAGGAGAGUGACGCCCGUGGUGAUCUUAGUUCAGCAAUUGUUACGUCUGUGGCUUUGGAAGAACCAGGCCAAACAGAGGCUUCAAAGACUGUGCCAAAGUUGCAACGUUCACUCUCUGCAAAGUAUAUCACCCAUCAGCAUCCUCAACCAGCUGAGAUAAGGAAAGUGAAAAGCUUCAGUGAGAAAGAUAAGAAAAUAAAACGACGAAGUAAAAAGAGAAAAACAUCGAAGAACGAAGAUGACUGUAAAAGAACGAUCGAGCUCAGCAGACAACUUUCCGACCUUGUUGCGUACACGAGGUCAACUGCCUUCAAAGGACUGGAUCUCAACGAAAAUGAAACAUUUUGGGAAGUCAUCUCUGUGCCCGAGUCUAAAGCCUACAGAUAUGUUGACACCAAAGGCGAAGAGUUCGUGAGAUACACAAGAUAUAAACUUUGCCGAAUAUACCCGGCAGGCUACAGAAUUGACUCCAGCAAUCCAAAUCCUCAGGCGUUCUGGAAUUGUGGCUGUCAGCUCGUUGCACUGAAUUAUCAAACAGAAGGACGUAUGAUGCAAAUAUACAGAGGGAAAUUCAAGUCCAAUGGAAAUUGUGGUUAUGUUUUGAAGCCAGAUGUCAUGUGCGAAGCUGAUCCAAAGUUUGAUCCGAUGACCAGAAAAGAGAUUAGAGGGGUCAGUAGGAAGCUAUGCAAGAUAAAGGUUAUCAGUGGUCAGCAGUUACCCAAACCAAAAGAUAGCAUACUGGGCGACCGUGGCGAGAUCAUUGAUCCGUACGUGGAAAUAGAGGUGAUAGGGAUCCCAGCUGACAACUGCAAAAGGCGCACGAAAACAGUGAUGGACAACGGCUUCAAUCCAGUUUGGGACGAGACUAUUAUUUUUAUUCUUACUUUUCCGGAUCUGGCAAAUUUCCGAUUUGUUGUGUGGGAUGAAGAUCCUAUUGGUAGAGACUUCAUCGGCCAAGUUACGUUUCCAUUCACAAGCCUCAUGCCAGGUUUCAGACAUGUCCAUCUUGAAGGAAACCAACAGGCCUCUAUUUUUGUUCACGUUACAUUUGCGGAUUACCACGGUGAAAAGGUAAUGGCUGGGUUGGAAAUGUACAAUCAAGAAAGAAGAUAUUCAGGAGGAGUGAAAUUUAAGAAAAGACAGCGAAGGGACACCACUUUGUUCUAGGAUGAAUGUGACCGAAGACACUACAGAAAACAUUGUCGACCAUGUGCAUACGCGACUUGGUGGCAUAAACUCAUGGCCAGGAUCGAUGUCUAAGCUCUAAGUUAAUUAUGAACGAUGACUCACGUGGCAUAUAACGUGGUGUCUUGAAAAUAUAAAUAUGUACAUACAGUUUACAAAUAUUUUAAUAAUCAUAGUAAAGGUAUUCACUUGACCCAUUUGCAUAGAGAAUACGCGAAAACCUCACUUAUAAACUGUUGAAAAAAAUCGACAAGAUCUCAUGCAUUCUCCGAGUUGAAUGCGACGGAAAACUCAGCAGGAGACCGGGUCUUUUUAACUGGUCGAAUGCUUUAUUGAAACUACUUGACAGUUUCUAAAAGUAAGAGGAUCAUUUUAGAAAGCAAACAUACAGGAAAUUCGUUAUUGUAAAAUAGACGAAGCAAUAAUUUCGAAGAAAAAAAAUAAUAAAAAACUAUCAUAAUGCUUAAUGCGUUUGGCAUUUGUGGCUCGAGUAUAAGGGAAUCCUUGUUUACAAUAUUUGAUUCAUUAGCAUAAGCAAUUCAGUGUCUGAUGGAGCUACAAAUAAAAUAGUUCUGAAUAUUGAAAGGCAAUAGUGCGAUUAAACCUGCCAAUAAAAAUGAGCCUGAUGUAUUAAAUACUUUCUGUGCAACACGGGCUUAAAAACUCAAAAUUUUACAGAGAAUGUAUAAGUUCAUUAGCGCUUAUACCACCCAGAUAUUUUGCAGUUUUUGAAAGACAAUAUCUCCUUGAAUAGUACUCCCAAUGAGCUAAAUUUUCACCAGGUAUUAAAUUUCACUAGCUCUUUAGCUGCCUGGGGUCAAUUUAUAUCUAACAUGUUUCCUUCUGUACGCAAGCCGAAUGCAAAUGAGCAAAAAUGUAAACAAUGACGUCAGCAUGAAUCCCCCUAUACGAUAAUAUCUCAGAACUAUUCAGAUCCGCCUUUUCUUCCUGAUAUCCUAUACGACCGGAGAGGAAGAAUCCGUCACCCUUCUUUAUCUUCAAAAUUUAUUUAAUUAAGCAAUGAUAAUGAAGCUUAAAAGAAGUAUAUAGAAAACUCUACGUUUAUUGCCAUUCAGAAAUCAAUCUAAGUGUAAGAAAUAUAUAUAAAAGAUGUAAUUUUCGAGAUGGAAGCCAUAUCAAUACAGUGGGACCUUGACAUGACGAAGGACCAAAGGAUCGGCAACAUUCGUUCGCUAUAAAGAGGUUUCGUUAUUCGGGGCUCAAUAAAUAUUGUUCGUUAUUCCUAGGACCUCGUUAUUUAGAGCUUUCUUAAUUAAGAGGAUCCAAUGUACCACUACCUAAGUUUGGGAGGGUAUUACCCUCUAUUUGUUUCCUCUUAACCUGCAGCAAAGGCUGGUUAUCACGUGUCAUUUUCGAAAGUUGAAGGAGCCCAACAAUCAUGCGGCAUCUGUUUU